AUGUUGGCAAUAUUCAAGAAGGGUUUGGUAAAUCCACCACAGGAAUUGAAUGGCCCAGUUUCUCCUCAAGCUUCUGUUGGCCUUAAGAAUCCCGAGGAGAUAUUUGAUGGUUUUUUAUCUGAUGCCUGCAAAGGCUGCAAUGACUUUUCUAUUGGCUUUGGUGAUAAGGCAUUAUUGGCCUAUGCCCCACCAGAACCCUCAUUCAAGGCACAUCAAAGGUUGUUUUGUGGUGGAAAUGACGUGUACUGCAUUUUUUGGGGGAGUUUAAACAACUUGUGCGACCUUAACAGGCAAUAUGGCCUAUCAAAGGGUGUUUGGUUUCUUUUGAAGAUUUUCUUGUUGGAAGAAGAAAUGUUGGCAAUAUUCAAGAAGGGUUUGGUAAAUCCACCACAGGAAUUGAAUGGUCCAGUUUCUCCUCAAGCUUCUGUUAGCCUUAAGAAUCCUGAGGAGAUAUUGAAUGGUUUUUUAUCUGAUGCCUGCAAUGACUUUUCUAUUGGCUUUGGUGAUAAGGCAUUAUUGGCCUAUGCCCCACCAGAACCCUCAUUCAAGGCACAUCAAAGGUUGUUUUGUGGUGUAAAUGACGUGUACUGCAUUUUUUGGGGGAGUUUGAACAACUUGUGCGACCUUAACAGGCAAUAG
Fraxinus pennsylvanica is the source of this 639-nucleotide messenger RNA. NCBI's taxonomy places the organism in Eukaryota, Viridiplantae, Streptophyta, Magnoliopsida, Lamiales, Oleaceae. The record is from the annotation of a GenBank genome assembly.